Messenger RNA from Zingiber officinale, 1676 nucleotides. Its product is annotated as sucrose transport protein SUT1-like. Bases 1 to 1554 code for a protein of 517 amino acids. The record is from RefSeq and is a predicted model, not a curated record. Gene Ontology annotation, biological process: sucrose transport. NCBI's taxonomy places the organism in Eukaryota, Viridiplantae, Streptophyta, Magnoliopsida, Zingiberales, Zingiberaceae. The transcript has 14 exons. Gene Ontology annotation, cellular component: plasma membrane. Gene Ontology annotation, molecular function: sucrose:proton symporter activity.
AUGGCUAAGAAUAACGAAGAAGCUGAAGAUGGCAGCGGCAGCGUUGAAAUCGCGAGCAACGACAGAGGCGACGUCGGACCCCCACAGGCGAGGCCCAUCAGCUUAAUGAGGCUCUUCUUCGCCUGCAUGGUUGCCGGCGGGGUGCAAUACGGCUGGGCAUUGCAACUUUCCCUACUCACUCCUUACGUCCAAACAUUAGGGUUAUCACAUGCUCUCUCCUCUAUCAUAUGGCUCUGUGGUCCAAUAGCCGGCUUUGUGGUUCAACCUAUUGUUGGACUUUGGAGCGAUCGUUGUCGAUCGAGAUUUGGAAAAAGAAGACCCUUCAUAUCUGCUGGAUGUUUAUUGAUAUGUACAGCUGUAAUUGUGGUAGGAUUUUCUUCAGAUAUUGGGUAUGCACUCGGCGAUACAAAAGAGCAUUGUAGCAUCUAUCGCGGCCCUCGAUGGCAUGCAGCCAUGGUGUACUGCCUUGGAUUUUGGCUGCUAGAUUUCUCCAAUAACACAGUUCAAGGGCCGACUCGAGCACUCAUGGCGGAUAUCGCUGGUCAGCAUGGACCCAAUGCAGCAAAUGCUAUAUUCUGUUCAUGGAUGGCUGCAGGAAAUCUAUUGGGAUACGCCUGUGGCUCCAAUGGGAAUUGGCACAAGUGGUUUCCUUUCUUAAUGACAAAUGCUUGUUGCGAAGCGUGUGCAAAUCUAAAGGCUGCCUUUCUGAUUGCUGUGGUAUUUCUACUCAUGUGCCUCACGGUCACUCUAAUGCUUGCAAAUGAAGUCCCUCUGCUUGAUUCUCAUCUGACAAAAGAGCAACAAUCAACAGGAUUGUUUAAUAUAUUUAGAUCUUUCAAGAACUUGCCCCCUGGAAUGCCUUCAGUUCUUAUUGUCACUUCCAUAACUUGGUUGUCGUGGUUUCCAUUUUUGCUCUACGACACUGAUUGGAUGGGUCGCGAAGUGUACCAUGGUAAUCCAAGAGGAACUGAUGCACAAAUAGAUGCUUAUAAUCAAGGUGUCAGAGAAGGUGCAGUUGGAUUGCUUCUGAACUCGGUCGUGUUGGGGCUUUCUUCUUUCAUCAUUGAGCCGAUGUGCAGGAAAGUGACUCCAAGGGUGGUUUGGGUGUUUAGCAACUUCUUUGUGUUCCUAGGCAUGACAGCAAUUUGCCUCACGAGCGUUUGGUCCUUGAAGAAAUUCUCUCAGGGCUCAAUUCAACUAGCAAUCAGUGCAGAUACUGAUGUUAAAGUUGUUUCUCUAGUAAUCUUCGCAGCUUUAGGUUUACCUCUAGCAGUUCUGUUUAGUGUUCCUUUUGCUGUUGCAUCUCAAUUGGCAGCUAAAGUGGAUGGUGGCCAAGGUCUUUGCAUUGGAGUCUUGAACAUCUCGAUAGUAAUUCCUCAGGUGAUUAUUGCUCUUGGAGCUGGCCCAUGGGAUGCAAUCUUCGACCAAGGGAACCUCCCUGCUUUCGCUUUGGCGUCGGCUUUCGCCUUACUCUCUGGCGUUGCCGGAAUCUUUUUGCUUCCCAAGCUCUCAGGCAAUAGCUUCAAGAGUUCAGGGCUCGCUGGAAUGCAUUGAUCUAUCUUUAGUUAAAUGAAAGAACUCAAAUUUUCAAACAGUUGCUGUGUUAAAAACUAUAUUUAUCUAUGCUCUUGUAUCAACUAGAUCCAAGAACCCUUUCUCUCUCUCCUUUUUUUUUU